Messenger RNA from Sesamum indicum (sesame), 1049 nucleotides. The record is from RefSeq and is a predicted model, not a curated record. NCBI's taxonomy places the organism in Eukaryota, Viridiplantae, Streptophyta, Magnoliopsida, Lamiales, Pedaliaceae.
AGAACAAACCCACAUCCUAUCCACAAGUAGAAUAAGGCAAAAACAUGGCUUCAGAAAUCUUGCAACCAGGUGUUCGCUUUUACCCCACUGAAGAAGAGCUCGUCUCCUUCUACCUCCACAACAUGCUCCAACACAAUAACAACAACAAAAUACGUCGGGUUAUCCCGCUCCUCGACAUCUACCAGCUCCACCCCUCCCAACUCCCUAAGCACUGUGGAGAGCUGUGCCGGGGGGACACGGAGCAAUGGUUCUUUUUCGUGCCGAGGCAGGCGAGAGAAGUGCGAGGCGGGAGGCCGAGCCGGACGACGGCCUCCGGAUACUGGAAGGCCACUGGCUCGCCGAGCUACGUUUACUCCUCGGAUAAUAAGGUGAUUGGAGUGAAGAAGAGCAUGGUUUUCUACCAAGGGAAAGCUCCCGCCGGAGCAAAAACUAAGUGGAAAAUGAACGAGUAUAGAGCCAUUAAAGAAGAUUUCUGCACUUCUAUCCCCGUGCUGAGGCAUGAGGUGAGCCUGUGCAGAGUAUACGUUGUAUCGGGGAGUUUUAGGGCAUUCGACCGACGCCCUACUCAUGUAGCAGCAAAUUCCAUCUCCAAGGAAGUGAAGAUUGUUCAAGAAAAUGACAAGAUUACUCUUUCAACUAAUGAAAUUGCAGGAAUGUUACAGGAGAGAAGUUGGUACUCAUACUCAGAAGCAAACCACAGUGUGGAAAAUUCAAGCGAGAUGAUCAAUGGAGUGGAACAUUUGAUGGAAUGUGAUGAAGAUGUCUAGUCACAUACAUAAUGACAGCUACACUUCUUGUCUUGAUUGUAAAAUGAUCACAGUGUUAGUACAAGUGUUUGUGAAUCGGGACUAAGUAGUUUUAGUCAGGUUUAGUUGAACCUGAUUCGAGCUGUAAUUUUCGGACAAAGAUGAAAAAGGGGUACUAAUUUUAUCUAGGAAUAGUUAGGUACAAGGUUAAAAGGAUUGACUUAUAAGAAAUGUAAUCAGUUCUUGAGUCAAAAAGCUCAAUUAGACUGGCUUGGUUAUAGCAUUUAUUUUUGGAUUUGGAAA